AUGCCGAGGUGCGUGCGCGCGCCGUCGCCCGCGCCUGCUGACUCAUGCCUCACUCAUGUCCCCUGCCCCCAGGCCGACCCGUCCGAGACGAUCGAUAUCGAGACGUUCCACCAGAUCCUCGAUCUCGACGAGGACGACACGCACGACUUCUCCAAGGGCAUGGCCUGGGCGUACUUCACCCAGGCCAGCACGACCUUCACCGAGAUGGACGAGGCAUACACAAAGAAGGACCUCGCGAAGCUGUCGUCGCUCGGCCACUUCCUCAAGGGCUCGUCCGCCGCGCUCGGGGUCGCCAAGGUCCAGGCGACCUGCGAGCAGAUCCAGCAUUACGGCCAGCUGCGCGACGAGGAGUCCGGCACCGACCUCACAGAGGACGUCGCGCUCGAGCGGAUCGGCGCGCUGCUCGCGAGAGUAAAGAAAGACUACGUGGUCGCAGAGGCAUGGCUGAAGAAGUGGUAUGCGGAGAACUCCGUGCCCGGCGAGGACGACGAGGACGCGUAG
Molecule: messenger RNA, 501 nt
Organism: Postia placenta MAD-698-R-SB12
Lineage: Eukaryota; Fungi; Basidiomycota; Agaricomycetes; Polyporales; Adustoporiaceae
Exons: 2
Coding region: 1-501 (166 amino acids)
Biological process (GO): phosphorylation; phosphorelay signal transduction system
Cellular component (GO): nucleus; cytoplasm
Molecular function (GO): histidine phosphotransfer kinase activity; protein histidine kinase binding
Source: RefSeq, a predicted model, not a curated record